Molecule: messenger RNA, 2577 nt
Organism: Aspergillus niger
Lineage: Eukaryota; Fungi; Ascomycota; Eurotiomycetes; Eurotiales; Aspergillaceae
Exons: 13
Coding region: 1-2577 (858 amino acids)
Biological process (GO): lipid homeostasis; fatty acid beta-oxidation using acyl-CoA oxidase
Cellular component (GO): peroxisome
Molecular function (GO): FAD binding; acyl-CoA oxidase activity; fatty acid binding
Source: RefSeq, a predicted model, not a curated record
AUGACUCACCACAGAUGGGACCUGGCUGCUGGUUUUGCUGGCGUCAAAGUUGACAACGUCUACCGCCCCAAUCGACGUGCUCAGUUCAUUCUGCUCUGUCUAUCUCCGCAAAGCUACACAGGUGAAAGUUUUCAGGCCCAGGUGGAUACUGCGAGAGAAGGUCGUAAACAGUACUUCUCACUGGGUCCCCAUAUCAGAUAUAAUAGAGAUACUGGCACUGAUCACCAUCACCUGGGUGGCGUUUGUGAUUGCCGAGGUCAUUCCCUUCUUCUCGGAUUUGCUGUCUAUCUUCAGUUCGCUCUUCAUCUCGGGCUUUACUUUCUACUUCCCGCGCUGAUGCGAUCCUUGCUGUUAUUAUCUUAUAAAUCCUCAACUACCGCAGCGGUUCUAUACAUGACCUCCUACAUUCACGGGACAACAAGUGUUUUUGUCUUGCAAAAGGACUCUGUCGGCGCCUCGGAUUAUUUCUUGCCUUACCUUAACGCUACUUGGAUUGUCUCGAUGGAUGAAAGGAUUGUUCGUAAAGUAUUGUGCCAUGUCAUGGCUGAUUGCACUGAGAUACUCCUCAUCUUUGGGGAGGAUGUAUUUGUAUCUCCAUCACGUAACGAACAUCUUAGCUUCUUGGUAGGACGAGCCAGAAAAACUGGCCAAAUAAGGCACUUCAUGGAGCCAUUAACAUAUCAGCGCGAUUGGUAUGACCAACUUAGCAUCUCCUUUGUCUCAGGGUCACCCAGAGAGCUGUACCGGCCAUUUGGUCAGCGUCUCGGCUGCUACAUUGAAGGUUUUCAUCAAGCGGAAGAGGCGGCACCUUGGGAGAUGUCAAUUAUUACACUUGAUAUGCGGAAAGUGGGCGGAUCGCUAGCUCUGCGAUACAAUCGCUACUUAAGACCGGAUGUUGACCUUCUGUCUUCAGACCUAUUCAAGCAUCACUACGAGGAUGGCCCUAGGGAGGCGCAUCUGGAACGCACGUAUCUCCGGGCCAGGGCCUUUGCUCGAUUCUGGCAGCUGACCCCAGAUGAUGUUCUCCAAUUCACACCGAAAUUCAGGCGCGCACACACUGAUGGUAUCAUACUUCGGGAUAUAGCCGCCCAAUCCGCAUUCAGUGUUCAUUACAAUCUGGUGGGAGGGACCAUUGCAUCAUUGGCUCCGCAGCGGCCGGACCUUCAGCCGUUACUGAGGCAAAUAUUCAAUUUCGAUGUUGUUACUACCUAUAUGAUGACGGAGGCUGGACACGGCUGCGAUGCGAGGAAUCUCGAGACUAUUGCCGUUUGGCAGUCUGAUGGCAGCUUUAUCCUUGACACACCAACGCCUGCCGCAAGAAAGCUCAUGCCGCCCUCCGCACCUCUUGCAGCAGGGAUACCACGUAUAGCGCUUGUCCUUGCGCGCCUGAUAGUCGAAGGAGAGGACCGAGGCACCCGACAGUUCAUUGUUCCGGUUAAUGAUGGGCGACAGAUGUAUCGGGGAAUUAAAGCAUGGGGUCUUCCAGCUCCUGGAGCCGGAAGGCUACUCGAUUUCGUCCUUACAGCCUUCGAUCAUGUCCAUCUUCCGUCAACCGCCAUGUUAGGAGACCUUGCAAGACCUUCCAACAUGCGCGAUCAGUACCUCACUGCCAUCGAUCGGCUGAGCACAGGUGCACUAAUCGUCAGUCUAUGGGUCAUUCCGUUCCUGAAGGGUGCCGCUUUUACUGUGGGCAGGUACAGCCAGCGUCGCACAGUUCAGGAAGGCCUUCAAGGGGAAAGGGUCCCAAUUAUCUCUUUUAGAACUCAGCAGCUACCCAUUGCACACGCUUUAGCUGAGGUUGCUGUACUAGCCCCGUUUGCGGAUUGGGUUAUCAAGCAACAUAAAAGCCAUACUAUCGGCCCUGGACUCAAACAUGCGCUUAGUAUUAUCUUGAAGGUCGUUUUCCUUCAGCAUGGGAGUGAAAGUCUCAAACAAUUGAACGAAAGAAGUGGUUCCAGGGGGAUGUUUCCUAUCAACGGUCUCGCGGAGAUGGAGACUUAUCUUCGAGCUAGCGCUUCAGCAGAAGGAGAAAUCUUAGUCCAUUCCAUUCGCUCUGCUACUGAGUUGCUUCAUGGCCGGUUCAGGAUACCCGAUGCUAAGACGCCAGACUCCCUUUUGGGACGGCACGAGGCAGGGUUCAUUGCAGAGAUGAAAGAGUCCCUGAAGAGUACCAAAGGUCAUAGGACGCCUGAAUAUAACAGGCUAAUUCUACCCCGUUGUCGCCCCAUGCUUCUGGCUAUAGGCCAACGGAUGGCACAUGAGGCAGCCGUUGAUGCGGGUGUUGAUCCCAAUUUUCUGGCGCUUUAUGAAGCCGGAGCGGUGAGGAACGACUCAAGUUGGUAUGUGGAGCAGCUGGGGCUCAGUAGAGCAUCCCAAUAUGAUAUGGAGUGCCAAGCGUGCGAUAGUGUGAUGUCGCAGCUUGAUAGGCAUUUGGACGAAUUGGGUAUCGAGCCGUACUGCACCGCCCCGAUGCUGUCGCCGCCCAAAUGGGAGAAUUUCAUCGAUACCUGCCCGAAAUACACAGGAGACGCAGUCCCUAGCUUGAGUAUUGGGGAUAGCCGAGAGCAAAAGCUUUGA